UUUGAUGAGGUCCCAAUAGUUCAUUUUAGCUUUGCUUUCCCUUGCUUCCAGCGGUGUAUGAAGAAGUUGCUACAGCCAAGAUUAAAGAGGUUUUUGCCUGCUUUCUUCUCUAGAAUUUUGAUGGCUUCCUGUCUUAGAUUUACGUUUUUCAUCCAUUUUGAGUUUAUUUUUAUGUGUGGUUUAAGAAAGUGACCCAGGUUCGUUUUUCUGCAUUCUGACUCCAAUUUUUGAAGUUUGCUCCCGACGUUGAAGCUCAUCCAUCCUCCUUCCUCUCAUCCGCAUCUGUCCAAGGCGGUAAGAAAGCCUAGUACUUCCUGCUUUGGCCGUGACAAGCGAUUCGGUCCACAGAAACCCCUGCCCUUGUGUAUGAACUUUCAGUCCAUCCACAACCUAAUUAAAAAAAAAAAGUCCACGUGCUUCCCCCGCCCCCCCCCCCAGCCGUUUCAUCCUGCUUGAGAGGGUCUGCCUUCCUCCCCAGAGACGUCGGUUAUGGAAUCACUUCUUUCCUACCCUAUUGCCAGGAUGUACUGUCAUCAGCUUGAGGACUCCUGUACUUAGGUCGAGGCUGUUAUGCUUCCGUGCCCCAGAGUGGAGCUCAUAAAUGCGAGAAGCUGAGGGCGCUGCCUCUAGGGUGGCUGGUCAGGAAACUUCCUCCUGAAAUCGGAGAAUGGAGAUUUUAUGUUCUUUUGGAGGAAAGCACUGCAGAAUCCUUGAUGAUUAUCAAGUACAGUCAAACCGCUGUGGAAGUCUGCGAAGUGCCUUGCAACCUGUAGUUCUUAACCUGUUCCUCAAGGUCAGCAUGGACCAGACGGUUAUAGUUUGACCAGAAAGAGCUUUUCCAGCACCUUUUCAUCUCGGUAUGUGCCCUAAAAAGUGAGCAGCGGCGCUGAGGCUCACGUGUAUAGGGGUUUUGUGGCGAUCUGAAUCGUCCGGCCUUUUGAGCAUGUCUGGGCCCUAACUUCUGCAUAAUUUACCGGCUCCAUGAAGUGGGUCAGAGAGAGAAUGGAAGUACCGAGCGUCAUAAGUACUACACAGGCUCAAAGUGCUACUUCUGCACGGGAGUGUUAUAACUCAUCCAGCUCCCCCCGGCUGCUUUUCACGGCCUGGAGAACCUCCGGCCCGUGUGGCAAACUGAUCCUUGUUACAAGUUGGAUUUCCACAGGCCUCCUGGACUCUCAUGUUUGGUGAUGGGACUAGAAGAAAAAGCGUCCGGUGCUUCACUGUGUUUUAUUCAUUAAAACCUCAUGCAGAUUUGACCCCGUGCAUCAUGGAGCGCUGAGUUAAAUGGACUCAGUGACGUUUGAGGAUGUGGCUGUGAACUUCACCCUGGAGGAGUGGGCUUUACUGGAUUCUUCACAGAAGAAACUUUAUAGAGAUGUGAUGCGGGAAACCUUCCGGAACCUGGCCUCCCUAGAGAGAAAAUGGAAGGAUCAUGACCCUGAAGACAGGUGCAAAACCCAGAGGGGGAAACCCAGAAGUCCUGUGGUAGAAAAACCUUGUGAAAGCAAAGACGGUUGUCAGCGUGGAGAAACCGACAGCCAGAUUCCAAAUCUUCAUCUGAGCAAGAAAACUCCUUCUGAGGUAAAACCACCUCAAGGUCGCCCGUGUGCAGAAACCUUCAGCCAGACACCAGCACUCAAUCUGAACAAGAAAACUCCCUCUGGAGCAAAACCCUGUGAGUGCAGCACGUGUGGAAAAGUCUUUGUGCGCCAUUCAUCCCUCAGUCGGCACAUCAGAUCUCAUGCUGGACACAAGCCGUACGAGUAUCACGAGUGUGAAGAGAAGCCAUAUAAGUGUAAGGAGUGUGGGAAGGCCUUCAGUUACCGCAAGUCUGUUCACAGGCACGAAAGGACUCACACUGGAGAAAAACCCUACGGCUGCCAGGAAUGUGGGAGAGCGUUCACAUGGCUCACAACUUUUCGGAGACACAUGAUAACUCACACCGGAGACGGACCUUACAAAUGCAAGGACUGCGGGAAGGCUUUCAGUUGCUCCACGUCAUUGCGGACCCACGAAAGGACUCACACCGGGGAGAAGCCCUAUCAGUGUAAACAGUGUGGGAAAUCCCUCCGGUCCCCGCUGGGUUUGCGAAUACACGAAAGAAAUCACACCGGAGAGAAGCCGUAUGAGUGUCAGCAGUGUGGGAAGGCCCUCAGCUGCCCCAGCUCUUUUCGGAGGCACGAGCGGACUCACAGCGCUGAGAAGCAGUACGAGUGUAAGCAGUGUGGGAAAGCCUUCAGCUCCCCUCUGGGUCUGCGGAUACAUGAAAGGAUUCACACUGGAGAAAAGCCGUAUGAGUGUAAGGAGUGCGGGAAGGCCUUCAUUUCUCCCUCGAGCGUUCGAACGCACAUGAUCACGCACACCGGCGACGGGCCCUACAAGUGUAAGGAGUGCGGGAAGGCCUUCAAUUUCCCCAGUUCCUUUCGAAUACAUGAAAGAACUCACACGGGCGAGAAGCCCUAUGAGUGUAAACAGUGCGGCAGAGCCUUCAGUUGUUACACGUCCUUUCGGACACAUGAAAAAACUCACACCGGAGAGAAACCCUAUGAGUGUAAGGAGUGCGGGAAAGCCUUCAUUUAUCGCACCACCUUCCGUGGACACGUGAGAACACACACCGGAGAGAAACCCUACAAAUGUAAGGAGUGCGGGAAGGCCUUCAGCCGUCCUAAUUCCUUUCGAAGGCAUGAAAGAUCACAUACUGAAGAGAAACUGCCUGAGGGGUAAGCGGUGCGGAGAAACACACUUGAUCUUCAUUCUUGUGUGUGAAAUCCCCCACUGGAAAGAAGCCCAGUAAAUAUAAGCAAGCCUGAUACAAAUCAAUCCGUGUGUGAUGUUCCAGAAAACUGUCACACGGCAGAAUCAUCGUAAAAGCUAUAAACAUAUUGUCUUGCUCAGUGCCUCACUCAUCCGCAGUCCAGAGAUCCACCGUAAAUUUAUUUACUGCUUACUUUCAGAAACGAACAUUGAGCUGAGAGAGUUCUGUAAAUACGGUACUAAGAUUGAUAGAGAACUGUUUUCUUCAUAAAUCUGUAACACUUACCUCUCUCCACUUGUGAGCUUGUUUGACCAGGGGUGACGUGAGGUGGUUUCUAAAUAUGCAAGUGGGCUAAAUUUUUAUAUAACGUUUCUGCUGAAUCAUGGAUCAGUGACAUUUUGGUAUUUGUUGGGACUUCCCUGCUGGCCUCCUGUGUCAGUAUCCCUUACCCGUCAUAUAUUCCAUCUUUCUUGUGAAAAAACCAGUUCCUGUGUUGGCCAGAAGAGUCUUAUCCCGUUUUUCCUGUUCAUAAAAAGAUGCCCUAGUUUUGUAAAUGUGCAGAGUUUAUAUGUAGCCCGAUGUCCGUUCCCUUUGUCAUUCCUUCUGGCUGGAGUCUGAAUACUCCACGUCGCCUUAAUGCCUAUCGCUGGAUAAUAAAAUGCAGAAUUGGAGA
Molecule: messenger RNA, 3428 nt
Organism: Hyaena hyaena (striped hyena)
Lineage: Eukaryota; Metazoa; Chordata; Mammalia; Carnivora; Hyaenidae
Product: zinc finger protein 709-like
Exons: 4
Coding region: 1285-2724 (479 amino acids)
Biological process (GO): regulation of cytokine production; regulation of immune system process; negative regulation of transcription by RNA polymerase II
Source: RefSeq, a predicted model, not a curated record